Molecule: messenger RNA, 801 nt
Organism: Acanthamoeba castellanii str. Neff
Lineage: Eukaryota; Discosea; Longamoebia; Acanthamoebidae
Product: nitrilase, putative
Exons: 8
Coding region: 1-801 (266 amino acids)
Biological process (GO): L-glutamine metabolic process; oxaloacetate metabolic process
Cellular component (GO): mitochondrion
Molecular function (GO): omega-amidase activity
Source: RefSeq, a predicted model, not a curated record
AUGGCGGCUGCGGCGAAGAGGUUCAGGUUCGCAGGGCUGCAGCUGUUGGUGGGGGCGGACAAGGAGGCCAACCUUGCCCGUGCUCGCGACCUCAUUGCACAGGCAGAGUGCUUCAACUGCCCCUACUCGAACGACUCUUUCCCGACGUAUGCAGAGGCAGUCCCAGGCGGGCCUUCGGCGGCCAUGCUGCAAGAGGCUGCCCGCAAGCACUCUGUGUACCUCGUUGGCGGCUCCAUCCCCGAGCGUGAAGGCGAUAAGUUGUACAAUACGAGCGUCGUGUACGACCCGCAGGGAAACCUCAUCGCCAAGCACCGAAAGGUGGUGGUGCACCUCUUCGACAUCAGCGUGCCGCCUGGCGAAGGAAGGCCCGGCAUGACGUUCAAGUACGUCGCAAUGCAAUCGCUCUUUGCGCAACGUCAGUGGUGUGAUGUGGGUCUGGGCAUUUGCUACGACAUGCGCUUCCCCGAGAUGGCGCAAGUGCUGACCAAGCGCGGAGUGAAGCUCUUGGUCUAUCCGGGAGCCUUUAACACCACCACUGGGCCGGCUCACUGGGAGCUGCUCCAGCGCGCGCGGGCCGUGGACAACCAGUGUCGCCCGCUCGCAAUCCCUGAUUCCAAGUACCAGGCCUGGGGACACUCGACGGUCGUUGAUCCCUGGGGAACGAUCGUGGCCACCACCGAGCACGACGAAGCGAUCACCUACGCCGACAUCCACCUGGACAAAGUGGACGAGGUCAGGCAGAUGAUACCCGUCUCCCUGCAAAAGAGGCACGACCUCUACGAAGUCAAGGAGGUCCAGUGA